Molecule: messenger RNA, 2520 nt
Organism: Brachypodium distachyon (stiff brome)
Lineage: Eukaryota; Viridiplantae; Streptophyta; Magnoliopsida; Poales; Poaceae
Product: U-box domain-containing protein 15
Exons: 4
Coding region: 197-2143 (648 amino acids)
Biological process (GO): protein ubiquitination
Cellular component (GO): nucleus; cytoplasm
Molecular function (GO): ubiquitin-protein transferase activity; protein binding
Source: RefSeq, a predicted model, not a curated record
UUAGAGUCCCCUUUCUUCCGUUCUUCUUCCUCCUCCCAUUUGCUAUUUUUGAAGCCUGGCUAAAGUGCGUGCUCCUGGAAUUCAGCUCAGCCCGCCAAAGCACAUUCCUUUCUUCUUCCUCCUCCCAUUCGAUCACCGAUCCAUCCAUUCCAUCGCCAUUUUCCUACCUCGGACCGACCGAAACCCAGGCGGACCGAUGCUGACGUCGCUGUUCGGGGCGCGGGCGGCGGACCCGGCGGAGCCGUCGGACCAGGCGCCGGAGCCGGAGCCGUCGGGGCGGCAGCUCUCCGACGGGGACCUGCUGGACGAGCUGGCGGCCACCGUCGGCUCCGCUUGCGCGUUCCAGGAGUUCCGCCGGUCGCACCGCAAGGAGUGCUUCAACCUCCUCCGGUGGCUCCAGCUCGUGCUCCCGCUCAUCCAGGAGCUCCGCGACGCCGCCCCGCCCCUCACCGACGACGCCUACCGCCGCCUCGCGCUCCUCUCCCGCGCCUUCCACGCCGCCCGCCGCCUCCUCCGCUGCUGCCACGACGGCAGCAAGAUCUUCCUCUCGCUGGAGAGCGAGGCGGUGCAGGGGAGGUUCCGGGCCGUCUACGAGAAGAUCAACCUCGCGUUGGACGGAAUGCCGUACUCGGAGCUUGGCAUCUCCGACGAGGUCAAGGAGCAAGUGGAGCUCAUCAACGCGCAGCUCAAGAGGAGCAAGAAGAGGGCGGACACGCAGGACAUGGAGCUGGCCAUGGACUUCAUGGUGCUCCUCCAGAACAAGGAGGACAGGAGCGCCGACCGCGCCAUCCUGGAGCGGCUGGCCAAGAAGCUGGAGCUGCAGGGCCUGGCAGACCUGCGCGCCGAGACCAUGGCCAUCAAGAAGCUCAUCAACGAGCGCAACGGGCAGCAAGCCGAGAGCACCAAGCAGAUCAUUGAGCUCCUCAAUAGGCUCAAGGAGGUCGCCGGCAUAGACGAGAAGAACAUCCUUGGUGAGGUCUCCAUCCCCAAGUACCUUGAGAAGUGCCCCUCCCUCAUGAUCCCCAACGACUUCCUAUGCCCGAUCUCCCUCGAGAUCAUGACCGAUCCCGUCAUCAUCGCCAGCGGCCGGACUUAUGAGAGGAGAAGCAUCCAGAAGUGGUUGGAUGCCGGGCAGCGAACGUGUCCCAAGACACAGCAGCCAUUGGCACAUCUGUCGUUGGCGCCAAAUUUUGCUCUCAAGAACUUGAUCAUGCAGUGGUGCGAUAACAACAAGGUAGAGAUGCAGAUGGGGGAGCCCGCAGAGGAGCCCGCUCCUGAGCAGGAAGAGAGCAAGGAGGUCCUCAUCCCGUCACUGGUGAAGGACCUCUCAUCGGUGCACCUUGAAGUGCAGCGUGAGGCUGUCAAGGAGAUCCGGACGCUCUCCAAGGAGAGCCCAGAGAACCGUGCGCUCAUCACCGACAAUGGUGGCAUCCCGGCGCUCAUGGGACUCCUGCAGUACCCGGACAAGAAGAUCCAGGACAACACAGUGACGUCGCUGCUCAACCUAUCGAUCGACGAGGCCAAUAAGGUGCUGAUCGCCAAGGGCGGGGCCAUCCCUCUGAUCAUCGAGGUCCUCAAGAACGGCAGCGUCGAGGGGCAGGAGAACUCGGCAGCGGCGCUAUUCAGCCUUUCCAUGGUGGAAGAAAACAAGGUAGCCAUAGGAUCCAUGGGAGGCAUGCCUCCACUGGUGGACCUCCUGCAGAAUGGGACGGUCAGGGGGAAGAAGGACGCUGCCACGGCGAUCUUCAACCUGAUGCUUAACCACCAGAACAAAUUCAGGGCCAUUGAGGCCGGCAUUGUGCCGGCUCUGCUCAAGAUCCUUGAUAACGAGAAGCUCGGCAUGGUCGAUGAAGCCCUCUCCAUCUUCCUCCUCCUAGGGUCGCACUCCUUGUGCCGUGGCGAGAUUGGGAAGGAAAACUUCAUUGAGACACUCGUGCAGAUCGUCAAGAAUGGGACGCCCAAGAACAAGGAGUGUGCGCUAUCUGUCCUCCUCGAGCUCGGAUCGCACAACAAUGCACUCAUGGUACACGCAUUGGGGUUCGGCCUCCAGGAGCAUCUCUCGGAGAUCGCCCGGAAUGGCACGAGCAGAGCGCAGAGGAAGGCAAACUCUUUGAUUCAGCUUGCCCUGAAGUGUCAGUCGUAGCAGAAGAAUUAUCCAAUGUGGAAAUAUUGAAGCUGCUUGUGAUGGAUUCAGCUUCGAAUCAAAUCAACACUUUGUAAUUAAAUCGUUUGAUUUGUGCAUUGCUCAUGGAAAAGGAGCAAUGGUAGAUCUAUGCAGAGAGAAGCUGCAUGGAAUGGAUGUCAGGUAAGUACUUAGAGGAAUGAAGACGGUAAGUACAGCAGUGAAAUAUUGUUCAUCACAGAUUAAUUUGUUUAUCCAAGGAAGAACUAAAAGGGAGUGAAAGAUGAAUGAGAUAUACUGUAACUCAUUCGUUAAUUGGCAUCGGGAUUUUUUUUUGUUGUAAGUGAUACUACUAUAUGGUAAAUGUAUAAAGGAUGUGCCGAUAUUUCAUAGAAAAA